AUGGAUGUGCCGAUUCCAGCAAGAAUCAUCUUAAUGGGCACUUCAAAAAUAACGCUCGACGAAAGGUUCUCUAAAUUGCCCAAAAGCUUGUGCCGUCAUACCAUAAAAGUUUCGCCAGUCGGCUACCGGAGUGCAGAUCAUGAUUAUCGAGACUCGGAUGAUGUCGAAUAUUCAUCAGAUCUCGAUUACAAGAACGGCACAGCGAUGGAUGAAGAGGAGUUUUCAAAUUUUCGAUUUGUACCUCGUUACACCGCACGUACCCCACUGUCUAUAUCCCGUCCAGUUCGUUCCUACUGGCGACCUCUUAUGCCUCUUAACCUUCGUGAUCGCAUUAAGUUUCCAACCAGGCGCAACUAUCCCUCAUUUACAUCUGCACGUGGUUUUCUGCGAAGAGGAGCUUAUAGCAGAUCGAAUACCUUUUUGAUGUCACGUCCACUGAAGGAUAUACGUCCUAAACAGAUCGGUUUCAACAACACUUCUUUCAAGUCUGAUCAGUAUGCUAAAAGUGGAGCACCGAGAGGCGUAAGAGGAGUUCGUGGACGAGGUCGUGCUGGGUUGACGUUUCCAAAACGUCAGCCAAUUAGCCGUGAACAGUUGGAUAAAGAGUUAGAUGCCUAUAUGAAACGGGGCAAACAUCCUAAAAUUGAUGUCAGUGAUCUCAUGCAAACCUAA
Molecule: messenger RNA, 672 nt
Organism: Anisakis simplex (herring worm)
Lineage: Eukaryota; Metazoa; Nematoda; Chromadorea; Rhabditida; Anisakidae
Source: the annotation of a GenBank genome assembly